AUGACGGAUUUGCCAGACGUGUUCGUGCUAGAACGCUCCUUAUUCCAUGAGAAUGGAGUAUGGCUUUAUCAAAUCCCAGCAGGUCAAGUGACGAGUCUUGCACCUCGUGCAGACGCAUGGGACCCCGAACAUCCGUUCCUUACGGGCUCCGUACGUGUACUACAGAAGGGUGACGCCUGCUUCAUUCAACUUUUUGAGCCUAAAGCUGCUGACUUGGAAGCUGAAACUCCCACACUCUUUGCACAGUGUCCACUGCAUAUUUCGCGCACCUUGGCGCUGGAUGUCUACGUGCAUGACUGUGUAGACUCAUCACGCUACUUCAUGCUGCGCAUGGAGGACGAACAGAGCGGUCGACGCGCUUUCAUAGGCAUCGGCUUCCCGAAUCGCACGACUGCUUUUAACUUCAAAGCGACACUACAGGACUACGCAAAGUACGCACUGCGUCAGCUUGAGGCGCAGCAGAUUGAGGAAGCAGCUUCGACACCCGAGCAAAGUGCAGUAGGUCAAGUGUCGCCCAAGAAGCCAAACUUGAGUCUACCAGAUGGAGCAACCAUUCGAAUAAAUCUCAGGACAAGCAGCAGUGACGAUGGAAAGACAGUGGCUCCAUGUCAACGAAGCAACAAAAGUGGAGGAAGUGGUGCAGUAGAUAAUUUGGUCAAGGUUCCGUUGAUUCCGCCGCCACCAGAAGACCCGCCAUCCUCAGCAGCGAAGCUUGCACCACCAUCAGCUGUUUCUGAACCACAGACUGCAAUUGAUGAUGAAGACUGGGGUGACUUUACUUCUGCUUAA
Peronospora farinosa is the source of this 789-nucleotide messenger RNA. The record is from the annotation of a GenBank genome assembly. NCBI's taxonomy places the organism in Eukaryota, Oomycota, Peronosporomycetes, Peronosporales, Peronosporaceae.